Molecule: messenger RNA, 1889 nt
Organism: Anopheles stephensi (Asian malaria mosquito)
Lineage: Eukaryota; Metazoa; Arthropoda; Insecta; Diptera; Culicidae
Product: double-stranded RNA-specific editase 1-like
Exons: 1
Coding region: 380-1426 (348 amino acids)
Source: RefSeq, a predicted model, not a curated record
CUGUGUAACAGGCACGUGGUACUGAAUUGUCAUAUAUCCUGGUGAAAUAUUAAUAUUUUGUAAAAUUAAGAUUAAUUCAGUUUGUUAUGCAAAAUACAAUAGAAUUGCACAAAAAAUGCAAUAAAUAGAUUUAUCUGCUUUAAUUGAGCAUUUGCUUUGUUUGCCCAGUAAAAUGACGCAGCGGAUAAGAACAUGACAAUCUGGUAUGGUGCAACCCGAUUUGCGAUGCCCAUCCAACCACAGCUUCAUCAACGGCAAUCGGCAACAAAGCAGCAAUUCCUACUAAUCGUCUACCAUCGACGCUCUGCAACAAUCCUUACACGUGCGUGCGUGAAACAUUUCGUGAGUUUACAACAAAAAGAACUUGCUCAAAGCUAAAAUGGAGGAAUCAGGUGAUAUCGCUGUUCCGGAUGGUUCACAGAGCAACAGCUCUCACUCCCCGGCACCAGCAGUGUUGGAGGAACCAAUAGUGCCGACCGAGCUGACAAAGCAACCGGAAGAGCCGCUAGCGCGAUGCAACCCAAACAUCGACGAACGAUUUUUCGCGUACCGGGUCCCAAAAACGCCUGAUAUUUGCAGCGAGUUCAGCGAAGCCACACUGGAAGAUAACAGCAGUUGCUGCACAUCGGUAGCCGGCAGCAGUGUAUCCACACUGUACCGCUUCAAAGGUAAAGAGCGCCGGCAGCUGAAUAAGAUCCGGAAAGCGCGCCAGCUCAAACGGUACCGCAAAUGGCUAAUGCCGAAAAACGCGAUCGCAGCGCUGAACGAGAUGAAGGAUGUACGCAUAACCGAGCUGACCGUGAACACCGUCGGCCACCAAACGAAGGUGUCACUGCUGAUCAACAACGUCCGAUACGAGGAAACAGCCAGGAACAAGCAGGUAGCGCAGCACCAGCUGUACGAGCGAGCGCUGCGCGAUCUCAUCAUUGCCCGGCUGGCAAAUUCGGCGUCGCAGGAUGUGCCAAACAACGGUGCGGAAGAUCUGCCGAUGGAGCAUCUGGCGUCGUUCGCCAUCCAUAAGCUUCUGGCCCAGUGGGAGAGGGAUGGAUACGAGCUGCCGAUUUUUGCCACGUCUUCCGGCACGAAGCAUCACCAACCGUCACCCCGGAAACCGACCGGGCAAGCGAACGCUGUGCUGCCAUCGAACGCAUCCAGCUACCAUCCGUCGAUGCUGGUCGUCUACAUGCGCCCCCAAACGUCGUUCGACGAUCUGGGCUGGAACGGUGAUCUGCUGAAUCCGGAGUUUACCGCCGGCCUGGUGUUGGACGGUCACUACUUUAUCGGCAAGGGCCGCUCGAAGAAGCUGGCACGAAAGGCGGCAGCUAUCAACGCGUGUAACGUCCUGUUCGGGGUAGUGUUCGACGGGAGUGUGCAACACUUGUGUGACCAGUUCAGUGAGUCGGAGCUUAGUACGGAUUCUGUUUAGAGGAUCUUAAAUCCUUUUUUUUUCUUAGUUUUCCACAACCUAUCGGAUGCCGAUAGAACUAUCUCUUUUUAUGAUUUGAAAAACAAAUUCAGAAAAGAUCCUAUUACAAGUAGCUGUGUAACGUGUCGCCACACAGUUCAUCAACUCCGAUUAUAACACACAGCUGAGAGACAUCCUUCAUUCUAAUUCCCACUAAAAACGCUUUGUUUAAUUCACUUGCAAACUUAACUCGUAAUAUCAGCACAUAUUUACUGCUUGAAAAAUGGAUAACGAUGAAUAGUUAAAACAAAAUAAUACUUGAUUAAAACUAAACAUUUGUUAAGUUACAUGAAAUCAAUAGGCCCUACCGCUCUAAGGGUAGGGUUUUGAGUAGCUGGAUCAUACUCCCUUGAACACCGACACCCGACCGUUCAGGCAACGGGUUUCAGGCAUCUUAAUUACAUGACACAUGUACUGAAAUCAA